UAAUCAGUUCUUAUGGUACGUAACUCUUCACGCUACCAGGAAAACGUCCUUGGCCGAAUCCUGGAAGAUUCUGCAACAACUUGAACACUUUUUUAAAAAAGUGACAAAAACGAGAACAGACAGUGACUUACUCAAAGAUUUCCACUUCAGACAAACAAACUGAAGGUAUAUAAAGUCUGUGUUUCCAUCUCUGAGACAUCCUGUGAGCAGAAACUGCUGCUGGAACAGACUCUUCAACUAAUCAUCAAAACAAGAUGGCUGCAGGUCUUGUCUUCACUCUGCUUCUUGGUCUGAGCUUUGGACUCUGGGAUGGAGCUGAUGCCGGAUGUCGACUGAGAGAUCCGACAACAAGUGCAUGUCCUGGAAAUUGGACUUGGUACGAUGGUCGCUGUUUCAAGUUUUUUGAAACUCGCAAGAACUGGUAUACCGCAGAGUUCCACUGCCUCUCAUUCAGAGCAAAUUUGGCCUCAAUCCACAGUGGAAAUCAGUACAACUUCAUCAGAAACCUUGUCCACAAAGCAACUGGAAAAGACACAGAAAGCUGGGUUGGAGCUCAUGAUACAACAUUGGAAGGCUCCUUUUUUUGGAGUGACGGUUCCAGGUUUGUGUUUAAUUCCUGGGGCGCGAAUGAGCCAAACCAUGCUGUUAGAAACGAAGACUGCAUGGAGAUCAACUUUCUUGAACGAGAUUAUGUGAAUGAUGAACGCUGUGACAAGGAGCUUCCCUACAUCUGUGCCACUGUGCCAUAACUUUUCUCUUCUUAUACCUUUUAAUCUGAAAUGCCCAUUUGGCUUUCCUGCUGCUGAUAUCACUUCCACCUGGAUGCCAAGCCUCGAUGACAUCACUGCUGGAAGAACCUGAUUUUAUUUUAUUGGAUCAGUUAAAUAAAUAUUUUCUUUCUCUGAAA
Molecule: messenger RNA, 907 nt
Organism: Gambusia affinis (western mosquitofish)
Lineage: Eukaryota; Metazoa; Chordata; Actinopteri; Cyprinodontiformes; Poeciliidae
Product: galactose-specific lectin nattectin-like
Exons: 7
Coding region: 255-749 (164 amino acids)
Source: RefSeq, a predicted model, not a curated record